UUGAGGAUAAUGGUACAAUUUUUUUUGAGGUAUAAUGGUACAAUUCUUUUCUUGGUAAAUUCCAUUUUGUUUGUGCUUUGCUUGGUUGCUUAGUUUGGUAUCAUCAUACGAUUCACUCACUCAAUCAAUCAAUGAAUGUGUGCUUUGCUUUGUGCCUUCCUUCGAUUACUUCCUUUACUGAUUCUAUUUCCAUUCCUUCAAAGCUGUUAUUAUAUAUAUAAUCUCUACACAACAACGCAACAGAACUUCAAAUACAUUUGCUACUACAAAAUUUAUUCCACAAAUUUAAAAAGGAAGCAAGAAGAUUCAUUGUUCAUUCAUACUGCAAAUAAUAAUCGAAGAAGCUUCUACUCAUGUUGUUUAUGAGUAGAUGUUAGCUGCUGGGGAGAAAGGAACUCUAUACUGGUCAAAAGACAAACAUUGGUUGAGAUGGAGGGUAUCUCGACAGAUUUGGGGAAGACAUUUGUAGAGAAAUUGAUAAACGGUGUAAUAGGAAAAUCACGUUAUCUAUUUUGCUACAAGUGCAUUGCCAACGAAUUUGAAUUAGAGAAGGAAAAAUUGGAAGCAGAAUGGGAAACUAUGACACAGCGUUUUACAAAGGCAAAGGAAAAAGGUAAAGAUAUUCAAUCUAAUGCUCAAUUUUGGGAAAAGCAAGCUAAUAAGCUCAUUCAAGAGGACACUAAGUUAAAACAAAGAUGUUUUUUUGGAUUUUGCCCUGAUUGCAUAUGGCUAUAUAAAAGGGGAGAGGAGUUGGCAAACAAAACGGAGGAAAUUAAAAAAUUGAUGGUAAAGGGAGAGAAACUUGAAAAUGUUGAAGUCACCCGUAGUCUUCCAGAUGUUGAGCGUUAUUCUUCUCAAUCUUACAUUUCUUUUAAAACUAGGGAGUCGAAAUACAAUGAGCUUUUGAAUGCACUAAAAGAUGACAGUUACUAUACAAUUGGAUUGCAUGGGAUGGGGGGCACAGGAAAAACUACCAUGGCAAAAGAAGUGGGCAAACAACUUAAGACUUCAAUGCAAUUUAAUCGUGUCAGCUUUACUACAGUGUCCAAUACUCCUAAUAUAAAAAAGAUUCAAGAUGAUAUUGCUGGACACUUGGAAUUGGAAUGGAGGGCCACCAAUGAGUCAACCCGGCCUACACAGCUAUGGGACAGACUCACCAAAGGUGAGAAAAUUCUUGUGAUAUUGGAUGAUGUUUGGGAUGAUCUCAAUUUUGAAGACAUAGGGAUUCCAAAUAGUGAUAAUCACAAAGGAUGCAAAGUUCUUGUAACCACACGAUAUUUGAAGGUAUGCAAACAAAUGUCAUGUGCAAAAACAAUUCAACUAGACCUCUUAUCUGAAGAAGAGGCAUGGGAAAUGUUCAAAAGGCAUGCUGAGCUAAGUAAUAUUUCCUCCAAAAAUAUUCUUGACCAGGGAUCCAAAAUUGCACUUGAAUGCAAAGGAUUACCAAUUGCAAUUGCUCUUAUCGCCAGAAGUUUGAAGGGAGAAAAACGUCAAGAAAAUUGGGAUGCUGCCUUAAACUCCUUACAAAAUCCUAUGCCCAUGGCCGGUGUUGAUGACACUAAGGUUGACAUUUAUAAAUGUUUGAAGUUUAGCUAUGAUAAUUUGAAGGAUAAAAAAGCCAAGGAAUUGUUCCUCUUAUGUUCUAUAUUCCAAGAAGAUGAAGAAAUCUCUACUGAAAUUCUAACCAGACUUGGCAUAGGAAUCGGGCUCUUUGGGGAAGAUUAUAAAAAAUACAACCAUGCUCGAACUCUUGUAGUUGUAGCAAAAGAUAAUCUCCUUGAUUCAUGUCUACUGUUGAGUACAAAUAAAAGAGAUGUAAAAAUGCAUGACUUGAUUCGUGAAGUAGCCCAAUGGAUUGCAAAUAAAGAGAUACUAGCAGUAGAUUUUUCUAACAAAUAUUUGUUAUUUGAGGGAAAUCCAAUGGAUUUGUGUUCCUCUGGGUUUGAUGGUUCUAAACUUAAGAUUCUGAUUUUCAUUGUGGACAAUGGUUGCUUUGUUGAUUCAUUCUUUAAAAGUAUUGCAGGGCUUCUAGUUUUGAAUUUAAGAGCAGGUAAACAAAGUACUAUAUCAUUACCACAAUCAAUUCGGUCAUUGACGAAUAUUCAUUCUCUAUUAAUUGAAAGUGUCAAUUUGGGUGACAUAUCUGUUUUGGGAAGCCUGCAAAGUCUUGAGACACUUGAUUUGAAUCAAUGUACAAUUGAAGAACUUCCACAAGAAAUUGCUAAAUUGAAGAAACUUCGAUUGUUGAACUUGGAAAUGUGUGAAAUUAUAGAUAAGAAUCCAUUUGAAGUUAUCCAAAGAUGCCCAUCACUUGAGGAAUUGUACUUCAGAGUUAGUUUUAAUGAUUCUUGUCAAGAAAUAACCUUACCUGCAUUGGAAAGGUAUCAACUCAUUGAGAAUUUUCGUAAAAUGUACGAUUUUUCACUAUCAAAAUGUGUGUCUCUUCAAGAUAAAUAUUUGUCAGAAGCUACAGUUAAGCAUGUGAUUCCAACAGCAGAGAUUCUUAGAUUGGAAGGAACUAAGAAGGGGUGGAGAAAUCUCAUGCCGGAAAUUGUUCCUAUACAUCAAGGUAUGAAUGAUCUAAUUGAGCUUCGUUUGAAAGAUUUUUCACAACUAGAGUGCCUCAUAGACACUAAACAUAUUGGUUCUCCAGUACCAAAUGUGUUUUCCAAAUUGGAUGUACUAAAGCUCAUCAAAAUGAAUAAUUUGAAAGAAUUAUGCAAUGGUCCCAUCUCCUCUGACUUUUUGAACAAUUUAAAGGAGCUGACACUAAAAUCAUGCUCAACAUUGGUUUCUGUUUUUGAUUUGUCAACUUCUCAAAGUCUGCUGCAGCUAGAAAGGUUGGUAAUAAGAAAUUGUGAGCAAUUGAAAAACAUAGUUACUAAUGAAAGGAAAUCAGAUGACAAGAGUUGCAACAUAUUGUUUCCAAAGCUGAAACAAUUGGGGCUAGGUGAUGUGCCAAAUUUCAUCGGCAUAUUUCCAGAAUCAAAUGAUUUAUUUGAAGGGUCAUCUCAUUCCAUUUCAAAGCCACAAACACAAUUGGAGGUGGAGCCUAUCAAAUCCAAUAAGUUCCCAUGGAGUCAUGUGUGUUGUUAUGGAUAUAAUAAUAAAUUGAGGGAUAGCAGUAGCAGCACAAGUACUAAGAUUCCAAUCCCAUCGGUAUAUGAGGAUCAACCGCAACAUUGCUCAAUCUCAUUGGAAUCGUAUUGUCUUUUAAGGCUAUCACAUGUCAUGUGCAAUAUUAAAGAGAUAGCACUGGGGAAUAUUCCAAGGAUAAAAUCAGUGUUUACGUUGUCUGUUGCAUCAAAAAUGUUGUUGUUGGAGAGCUUGACUAUAUAUAGUUGUGAUGAAAUGGAGCACAUAGUAGUAGAUAAUGGAGAUGGCAGUAGUACUGGGGUCAAUAUUGUCUUCCCAAAAUUAGAAGAGCUCUGUGUUAAUAACUGUAAGAAAUUGGAAUACAUAUUUGGAAACAUUAAUGCUAGUGAUCUUCAUAACUACCUUCAUCUUCCAGCUUUGAGAUCUCUCUAUCUUAACAAUCUUCCAAGUUUAAUUGGCAUGGGUACCAAAAACUAUCACACAAUAUUGUCACACUUGGCGGUAAUUAGACUCUAUGGAUGCCCCAAGGUUGAAUCUAUUAUUGGUGAUUUUGUUUAUUCAAUGUCAAAAUCUCAGGACAGUACAACCAUUAAGGAUUUGAGUGGAUAUGACUUGGAACCUCAUCUUGCUUUGCAACAACUCACGGCAAAAAACUCUAAAUUUCAAUGCUUCUUUUAUCUCGAUGAAAUAAAUGGACAACAAAGGAACUUAGGAUUGAAAGAGAUUGACUUGGAUAAUUUGGCUCAGAUGACAUACCUUUUUGUGGGUCCCAAAAAUUGUUUUUCCCUCCAAAACUUAUUGAAGAUAAAAAUUGUCCAAUGUGAAAAAUUGGAAAUGAUAUUCUCAACAUGUGUUUUAAAAUGUCUACCACAGUUGCUUCAUCUAAUGAUAGAUGAAUGUGAUGAGUUGCAAUAUAUCAUUGAAGAAGAUCAUGUGGAGAAUAAAGAAAUAUCAAAUGAUCAUAUGUUUCCAAUUAGGACAUGUUUUCCAAAACUGAAAACACUUGUUGUCAGGAAGUGUAACAAGUUGAACUAUGUAUUUCCAGCCUCCAUUUGUACAGAGCUACCUGAGCUACUGUUUCUCGUAAUACAAGAAGCAUGUAAGCUACAGAAAAUAUUUGGAGGAAGUGAAGAAAAUGAUCAAAAAGUUGGGAUUCCAAACCUACGUAUUGUAGUAUUUGUCGAACUACCAAGCUUUUUUCAGGGAAUCCAAUUUCAAACUGUAAAACAUCGUCUUGUACACAAUUGUCAAAAGCUCUCUUUGAAUUCAACUUCAACAUCAACUGACGUUUUAUCAACUCUGAUGGGGACUUUUUAUGAACAUGAAUUAGAUUAUGAAUUGGGAAGAUAUAUGCGGAGUGUGAAGAAAGAAUUAGAAGAACAUUUUAAAGCCGAAGAUACAAGUGGCGGAAAUCUAAAUGGCACUGUGAUUCAAUCAUCAACAUCUGGAAAUGAAAAUGCCAUUGAAGAUGUUGAUCAUGGUGGCUCUCAAGAAAAAACUCAGACUAAUAAUAAAGCAGAGCCUUCUAAAGAAGAGUCUGAAUCAACAUCAAGGCACGAGUUGACUUCUACACAGGAGUUGAUGAAUCCAAAACAGCCAGUUGCAGAAAUCGAUACUAAUGUCAAACCUUCUCAUGAAAAUAAUUUGGAGGGUUCAACGUCCGGAGAAACAGCAGCAGGAACUUUGCCUGCCAUUUCAGGAAAAAAGAAUGAGCCAACUAUACAAAUAGAUAUUGCUCCUAAACAAAAGAUAAAAAUGAAACAAGAAGCAGAGGCAAAGCAUGAAUUUGUCGAAAAGGUUCCUGAUUUAGAGAUACCACCAGUAGCAAUAUUACCAACAGACUCAAAAGUAUUAAUGAAUGAACAAUCAAUGGAUCAACAAAUGAAGACACAACAGUCAGAUGCAGAAAUCGAUAUUACAGCCAAACAUUCUCUAGAAAAUAAUUUGGAGGGUUCUACGCCAGAAAAAACAGCGGCAGGAACUUUGUUCACCAGUUCAAGAACAAAGAAUGAGCCACCUAUACAUUUAGAUAUUGCUCUUAAACAAAAGGAUAUCGAGAUAAGUGUUGAAGAAGGAACUACAUUGACUAUUGCUAUGGAAGAUAUUAACAAUCUGAUGGAAGAAGACCCACUUCUCGCACUUGUUGCACUUGAGAAUCUUCUUACAGGACAAGUCUCGAUUUCCUCUGUUCGAGUUUUACUUCAAGAAUUGAAGACUUUGAUGGACUCAUCAUCAGACCUUGACCAUCUUGUGUCUAAUCAAGAGUCUAAAUCGAAAUUGAUUUCUCUUUUGCAUCAAUUGAAUCAGCACCAAGGGAUGUUAACUUCGGACGAGAAGGACUUUGUUGAGAAAGUUCAGAACUUCUUCAAUGACAACAUUAUCAAACACACCACUUCUCAACAAUUACUCAAGAAGUACAACCAAGUUCUUGAUUCGAAAACCGAUCUCAUGAACAAGCUUAGGAGUGCAAAGAGUGCACAAACUGACAUUGAUAGGGAAACUUCAACAACCAAUGCUCAGAUACAUGAGCUCUCUUUACAAACUGAUGAACUUAGAAAAAAGUUGGCAGAUCUUGAGAAUCAAAUAGAGGGUUUGAAGUCGGUGGCGAACACACGCGAUGUUCAAAAGAUGAAGUUGAAAGCGGAAUGCUCAGAGUUGGCCCAACAAAGUAAAGAAUUACUUUCUGCACUUGCUUCAUUGGAGGUCAACAUAAGAGAAGCUGAACGUGCGAGGAAUUUGGCAAAAGAAGGCUUUGCAAAUUUAAAAUCAUCAUUUCCUAGACUUUAGGAAGGAAUAAUAACUUGCAAUAUUUUCUUAUGUGUGUGUUGCAUGUAAUAAUAUCUUUUAGUUUGAACUUUGUGUGGAA
Molecule: messenger RNA, 5962 nt
Organism: Trifolium pratense (red clover)
Lineage: Eukaryota; Viridiplantae; Streptophyta; Magnoliopsida; Fabales; Fabaceae
Exons: 14
Coding region: 430-5883 (1817 amino acids)
Molecular function (GO): ADP binding
Source: RefSeq, a predicted model, not a curated record